CCAGAAGAAGUUUGAAUUCCAUUGAUAUUUCAUCUGCCAAUACCAUUACUCACUCACAAAAUCGUGCUCUCUUGAUCACCAAAACGCAGUAAUAAUCACUGUGAAUCGGUCCUCCAUCCAUGGCGACGAGCCCUAAAGAACACAUCGAAGAGAUUCGCAGAAGCAAGUUCUCAAUCGGAGGAAAGCCCAACCCUCUGACGGAAGACCUUCACCAAGCCGUCAAAAACCUCUCCGCCGAGCUCUACUCCAAGGAUGUCCACUUUCUCAUGGAAGUCGUCCAGAAUGCCGAGGAUAAUGAGUACGAGGAUGGAGUGGAGCCGAGUCUGGAAUUCGUCAUCACCUCCAAGGACAUAACGGAGACCGGAGCCCCAUCCACUCUGCUGAUAUUCAACAACGAGAAGGGGUUCUCCCGUAAGAACAUUGAAUCCAUUUGCAGCGUCGGCCGUUCCACUAAGAAAGCCAACCGCAAGAGCGGCGGCUAUAUCGGGGAGAAAGGGAUUGGGUUCAAGAGUGUGUUUCUUAUCUCUGCCCGGCCCUACAUUUUUAGCAAUGGAUACCAGAUUCGAUUUAGCGAGGGUCCUUGCCCUCAUUGCAAUGUUGGCUAUAUUGUCCCAGAGUGGGUAGAUAAGAACCAAAUUCUUGCACGUGUAAAACAAAUAUAUGGCUCAUCAUCUAGACUCCCCACCACAACUAUAGUAUUGCCACUAAAGUCUGACAAGGUGAAACCUGUAAAGGACCAACUUUCAAGUAUUCAUCCUGAGCUCCUUUUAUUCCUUUCUAAGAUAAGGCAGCUUUCAGUCAGGGAAGAUAAUGAGGAUCCAAAGCUUAAUACCGUGAGCGCGAUAUCCAUCUCAAGCGAGAGAGAUCUUGUGAAGAAGAAAAACAUUGAUGCUGAGUCCUACCUGCUAAUUCUCUCGGCUGAUGAAGAAAAGGUGGGUAGAGCAGCGGGGCAAUGCAGUUACCACAUGUGGAGACAAAGAUUUCCUGUCACACAAGAGCACCGAGUUGAUAGACGAAUGGAUGUUGAUGAGUGGGUGAUCACGCUUGCAUUUCCAUAUGGAGAACGUCUCAGUGGGGGAAAUAGCUCCCCUGGCAUAUAUGCUUUUCUUCCCACAGAGAUGGUCACAAAUUUUCCGUUUAUAAUUCAAGCAGACUUCCUACUAUCAUCAUCAAGGGAAGCCAUUCUUUUAGACAACAGAUGGAACCAAGGAAUCCUCAACUGUGUUCCAGUGGCCUUCUUAAGUGCAUUCACCACAUUGGUCAAAGACAACCAAGAUGUGCCGGUCAAGACUCUGAUUAAUAUGUUUGGCUUUUUACCUAUUUGUAGCUCUUCAUAUUCAAGUCUCAAUGCAAUAAGAGGUUCAAUUAAAGAAAAAUUGCUUCAGGAGGAUAUAAUCCCAUGUCAGUCAUACACAAGUCAGAAGAUUUUCCGAAAACCAUGUCAAGUGGGUAGGCUACGACCUGCCUUUUGGAGUUUAUUAAGUAAGGCAAGGAAGCAAGGGGUUUCUUUGCACAACAUAUCUUCCCACAGAAUACACAUUCUGAAUUCUGCAUUUGAUCAUGAGGAGUGCAACCACAUUUUGAAUUUUUUGGAAGUGAAGCAUGUCGAAGACGAGUGGUAUUCAAGGUGCAUUCAAAGUUCAGAUCUUGUUUUGGGAGUGUCAGAAGAUCUUUACAUGGAGCUUCUAUUGUUUGUUGCUGAAAAUUGGACACAAUCUUUCUCGAAGACUAAUAUGGUGAAAAUACCAUUGCUGAAGUACGUUGACAUGAAUGGGCAUGAGGCACUGUGUAGCAUAAGUGAUGCUUCCAAGGCUAAUCCAGCAUUGCUUCUGUCCACCGAAUCCAAUCAAGUAUCUUGGCUUAUUAAUUGGAACAAAGAGUUCCGAUGUGUGGAGGGACAUUUCUUUACUGAACCAACACAAGAAGCAUUUCACAGCAGUUCUAAGUGGCAGGGUGUGCUUGAAUGGCUUCUUAGUGAGGUAAAGGUUGACUCUGUUGACGUGCAUGACUAUGCAAUUCUCGCCCGUGACUCACUGAAUCAUGAACGGGAGCUUGUCCUAGCAUACGCUCAUUUCCUAUAUCACUCAUUUUUGAAGCUUUACGUGACUGCUGCACAAGUUACUUCACAUUGCAGUGACAUGCCAAUUAUUGAUGACUACGGGCAGGUGGUAACCGGAAGAAGAGAAGGUCUUGUUGUACCCGCAAAUGGAAGUAAAUGGGUUCAGCUGAUUGGUUCAAAUCCUUGGAAAAGUGAGGGUUACAUUGAGCUUGGAGGAGACUAUUUGCAUUCUCGAAAAUAUGCUGAUGUCCUUACCAAGAAAAAUGAGCUGCUGGAGUUUUUCAAAGCUUAUGCCUGUGCUUUGGAUAUUCCUGACUUGCCUCCUCCAGAAUCUACACUUUCCAGUAUGUCCUCCCCGCUAACCAGGGAAAAUGUGUUCCUGCUCUUGUGUUGGAUUCGUAAUAUUCGGAAGAAUCAAAUUUCAUUGCCGGAGAGGUUCUUGACAUGCAUACAACAUGGGCGUUGGCUUAGAGUCCGUCUAUGUGAUAGUCAUGGAUACAGGGCUCCAUCGCAAUCCUUCUUCCAUUCUUCUUCCUGGGGACAUCAUUUGCAGAAUGGAUCUGUACGUAUUGAUAUCCCAUUAGUUGAUAAGGAUUUCUAUGGUGACACUAUAGACAAUUAUCAGGAAGAGCUGAGAACAGUCGGUGUCAUGUUUGAAUUUAAAGAAGCAUGCCAAUUUAUUGGGAACCAUUUUAUGUCUAUGGCAUCUUCUUCUUGUUUAAAAAAAUCUGAUGUAGUUUCGAUUCUUAAUUUCAUUAGAUACUUGAGGGAUAAGUAUUUUUCACCAGAUGACUUUAUCAACAGCAUUAAAGAUAGGUGUUGGUUGGAGACCACAUUAGGCAAGAGGAGCCCUGGGAAUUCAGUUUUCCUUGAUAACGAAUGGGCUGCUGCCAUACAGAUCAGUGACAUCCCAUUUGUUGAUCAAAAUUAUUAUGGUCAGGGUAUCAUAGCUUUCAAGGAAGAGCUCAAGUUACUUGGUGUCUCCUUUGGUUUCAAUCAAAACUAUCAGCUAGUUGUUUCCAACUUGAAACCCUCAGAAAUGUUGAGCUCACUAAGUGCUGAAGCAGCUCUCUUGGCAUUAGACUGUAUCCAUCAGCUAAAUUUGAAUUCUUCAGAUAGACUAUGCAGUGCACUAAUGGGAAACAAAUGUCUAAAGACGGUGAAUAAUGGAUACAUGUCUCCUGCUGAAUGUUUCCUACCUGGCCCAACCUGGGGUUGCCUUCUUGAGGUUUUUGACGACUUCCCCCUUAUUGAUGAAAAUUUUUAUGGAAGCAGAUUACUGGAGUUCAAGAAGGAACUGUACAAUUUGGGAGUGACAUUUGAUUUUGACAUGGUCAUUGAAUCAUUCUGUCAAGUUUUUAGGCAGCAUACGUCUAAAUGUGCUUUGACAAAGAACACUGUACUUUCUCUCCUUCAGUGCUGUAGGAAAUUAAAAGCAGAAGGAAUCAAUUUGUUAUACUAUAUCAGGAAAUAUAUUCGCGAGGCAAAGUGGUUGAGAACUCGACUUGGAGUUGCCAGCAAACCGGAAGAGUGCAUUUUGUUUGGUCAUGGCUGGGAGCCAAUUGCUUCGGUCACUCUCUUACCAUUUAUAGAUGAUGCUUAUUAUGGACAGGAUCUUCACGAGUACAAAACAGAGCUUAAUAGUAUGGGUGUUGUGACCACUUUCAGAAAAUGCUCAAGAUUUGUGCCUGCAACCCUCCGUUUACCUCAGGACCCUACUCGUAUAUCACCUUCUGCCACGUUUUCACUGUUGCUGUGCAUGAAGAAUUUCCAAAAGGAUCUGGAUGAGGAACUGAUCCGUGCACUCAGGGAAAGACUCGAUCUGAAGUGGAUCAAGACACAAGCCGGCUACCGAUGUCCAAAAGAGUGUUUGCUAUUCGGUCCCGAUUGGAGUGGAAUCUUGAAGCAAGAGGACGGACCAUUCAUUGAUGAAAAGUUUUAUGGUCCCGAGAUUUUUUCAUACAGAAGAGAACUGGAAGGUUUGGGGGUGGUGUGUGAGGUUGAAAAAGGAUGCUCAUUGAUUGCUGGCUACCUUGAGCUGCAUUGUAAUCGCACGACUAUCAACAGGAUAUAUUCAUACUUGCUAAGUAAUGGUUGGUUUAAUAACCAUGAAGUGGCGAAGACUACAAAUAUAUGGAUACCCAGUGGAGAGAAUAGCGGGAAGUGGGCUACUCCUCAAAGCUGUGUCUGUCAUGAUAAAACAGGUCUUUUCGGUUCACAGCUGUUUAUUUUAGACAAGUACUAUUCUGUCGAUUCACUGUGUUUCUUUGCCAAAUUGGGAGUUAGAAACAGUCCUGGUAUGGUGGACUAUUUCAAGCUUUGGAAAGCAUGGGAGUGUGCAGAAAGGAGACUGUCCCCUUCUGAGUGCUGCGCCUUUUGGGAGUUUGUAGUGAAGCACUGGACCUCAAGUGCACAAAAGUUACUCCAAGAGAAUUUAUCAAAAAUCCCAGUUUGUUCAAGUUCAGAUGGGGUUCUGUUGCUUAACAAAGAUGAUGUUUUUAUUGCCGAUGAUCUCUGCUUGAAGGAACUUUUUGAACAGAGUUAUGACCACCCGCUGUUUGUUUGGUACCCGGAACCGAGCCGACCAUCAUUGCCCCGAACCAAGCUUCUCAAUAUCUACAGAGAGGUUGGAGUUAAUGCUUUGUCAGAAACCGCCCAUUGCAGGGAGCUUUCAUCAGUCGAAUCUACUGGACUGGAAAAGGUCAAUCCAGAAACGGUCUAUAUUGGGAAAAAUAUGUCCAAACUGAUUCUUGGUUUUCUAGCUCAACCUUCUCUUGAGAUGGAAGCAAAGCAGAGGCAUGACUCUUUAAGGAGACUCGUCAAUGCCAGUUUUUUGAAAAUGGAAGAACCCAUCCCCGUUGAGUACAAGCUGCCACUUUCGUCCGGGAAAACUCUGACUGCUAAAACAAGCAGAAUGAUGAGGUGGGAGAGAGAAAGCUCCCAAUUCUUCUUCACAGAAGUGAAGGAAUCAGACGGUUAUAGAGGCAUGCUUGAGUUUGCUACACAUUUCUCAGAAGUAGUUUCGGAGGGGAUUUUAUGGGAGGAUGAAGAUGAGGUGCAGGAACUUGCUGAGCUGAUCAAGCUGGGCUACAUGGUGAAGUUCGACGAGGAGUCUAUCAAUUUCUUGAUGAAGUUAAAUAAUCUGCAGAUUUUCAUGGAAGAUGAACACUUCAUUUCUUCUCUCUUCCCACUGCGUGAAUAGUUAAUUGUCUAGGUACAUUUCACGUCCCCAAAACGAAAUAGCUGGGAUUAAG
Messenger RNA from Cuscuta campestris, 5313 nucleotides. Lineage: Eukaryota; Viridiplantae; Streptophyta; Magnoliopsida; Solanales; Convolvulaceae. The record is from the annotation of a GenBank genome assembly.